AUGGGUGACACGCCUGUUCAAAAGUUCUACGAAGGCAGCGUUGUGUUUUUGACAGGAGGCACCGGUUUCCUGGGAAAACUUUUGAUAGAGAAGUUACUAAGGACGUGUGCUCCAAGUAAAAUUUACGUUUUAAUAAGAGAAAAAAAAGACAAAGGUUCACAAGAAAGAUUGCAUCAAGCAUUAAAAGAUCCGUUAUUCGACGAAUUGCGGAAGCUGAGAGUGGAUUGGGAAGAAAACAUUUAUGCAGUACAAGGAGAUAUCAGUGAAAUCAAAUUAGGAAUAGACGACUAUGAUUGGGAAAUAUUGAGGAAAGAGGUAAAUGUGAUAUUUCACAUGGCUGCAAAUGUGCGGUUUGAUGUAGAGUUGAAGGCUGCGUUGCUAAGCAACACGAGAGGCACACGAGAGGCACUUCGGCUGGCAGCCGAUUGUACACAGUUACGUGCAUUCGUGUACGUGUCGACAGCGUACUCACACGCGACACGAGAUCGAAUCAAUGGCACAGUGUCGGAAAGAUUCUAUGAGUCCCCAGCGCCACCCGACGCUAUCAUCAAACUGGCAGAAACAUUACCCGUCGAGAAAUUAAACGCAAUGACACCUACGUUGACUAGUGGUUGGCCAAACACUUACACAUUUUCUAAAGCCAUUGCGGAAGAAAUCGUUCUCAAUAACAGCACGGACCUUCCCAUUUGCGUAGUUAGACCAGCAAUUGUAACGUGCACAUAUGGGGACCCAGUCCCAGGCUGGGUUGACAUCAGCUGUGCCUUUGGUCCGAGUGGGUUAAUUUUAGGUUUGGGCUUAGGACUCAUGCAUGUCACACUUAUGGAUCUGAAUGUAAGAAUAGACCUUGUUCCUGCCGAUGUCGUUAACAACACGAUAAUCACAGCAGCUUGGGUGACAAACUGCAAAGCCAUAGUACAAAAUAGGCUCCAGUCUCCGAUGAUUUACGCAGUCACUAGCUCCAGGAAUGGAUUACAGUUUAGGACGAUGCAGCAAAAUCUAGAACUUCUUAAAAAGAAAAUUGUAUAUUCCAAAGCCAUUUGGUACUGUUUUGCUAUUCCAACGAAAUUUAAGCUAUUGUACAAAUUGAUCACUAUAUUCUUGCACUACAUACCCGCUUACAUCGUUGAUGGAGUUUGUCUUUUGCUGGGAAAGCCAAGAAUGUUGGUGAAAAUUUAUAAAAAAGUGGAUAAACUAAGUUACGCAUUGAGUUAUUUUACAACAAACCAGUGGACCUUCGAAGAUCAAAAUACGCAAAACUUAUUCAAGAACCUCUCACCCGUUGACAAACAGAUUUUUGAUAUGGACAUAACGGCCGUUGAUUGGGAAAAGAAAAUUCGCAUUUGGACCUUGGGUAUACGGAAGUAUUUGGUGAAAGAUAGCGAGAAAUCAUGUGAAUACGCCAUCAAAAGACAGAAAUUGUUUAAAAUUAUGAAUUACAUUGUAUCUGUUCUCUACCUCUACGUCAUUUGGAAAUUUAUCAACCUUUGUUUUAAUUUAUAC
Molecule: messenger RNA, 1500 nt
Organism: Iphiclides podalirius (scarce swallowtail)
Lineage: Eukaryota; Metazoa; Arthropoda; Insecta; Lepidoptera; Papilionidae
Source: the annotation of a GenBank genome assembly